UCCUUUGCUCCACUUCAUUUUCGCCACCUUUUUCAUAUUUCACCACUUACCUCUUUUAUUCAUUCCAAGCCUUCAUUUAUUGCCUUUCUUUUCCUUUCCUUCUUUUUUUUUUGCCUUACACAUUUUUCAUUAUUGUUUCCAUACCGUGACCACGGGUGAAAGAGAGCUCAACACAAAAAAACAUGGCUGCAAAUGAUUCCACAGAGAGCCAAGCACAAAAAAACAUGGCUGCAAAUAAGCCUGAGGAUGCCUCCACACUCAAUAAACGAAAAAGAGAAAACCAACACCCACAACGAAAAAAGCGCGCCAUCCCACUGCUGCUGCAGCUGAACUGCGUUGUUGAGGGAGAAGCAACGUCGUUCCCAGUAGAGAUUUUCUGCGAUAAAUCGGUCGGUGAACUCAAGCAAGCCAUCAAGGUAGCGAAGAAGCCAGAACUUGAUCAUGUUGCCGCAGAUAAGCUAACUCUCUACAAAGUCUCCAUUCCUGACGAAGACAAGACUGUUGUUGAGUCAGAAAUUGUGUCGAAAGAGACUCUCGUAUCCGCGUCAAUGGAGCUUUGGGAGAUAUUUACUUCUGAACUUCCAAGGAAAACGAUCCAUGUUUUUGUCAAGCCACCGCAGCGAGGUAUGUAUUAGCUCUUGAUGGACUGAUGAUAUUUCAAUUGAUGAAGCUAUCUCAUCACGGUCACGUGUAUCUCUCCCUUUUUUAUGUUGUUGAGAUGAAUCUCGGCAACACUAUUUAACUGGGGGCGACUUUGGAUUUCA
Messenger RNA from Lobosporangium transversale, 764 nucleotides. RefSeq lists its product as hypothetical. The transcript has 2 exons. Lineage: Eukaryota; Fungi; Mortierellomycota; Mortierellomycetes; Mortierellales; Mortierellaceae. The coding region runs from base 183 to 635 and encodes 150 amino acids. The record is from RefSeq and is a predicted model, not a curated record.